AACUACCAGUGAUCAAGGCGUCCACAGCCUAAGCAAAGUCAGAAUACGAAGACCUUCUCCCACAAAGACUUGUCCGCGCGUCGUUGCAUCGAUGACCGAGAAUACAGGUACUCUCCGAUACCGUUCCGUCUCCCCACCACCCAUCGUCCUAACCGAUCACAACAUCCCAGACCCACGUUCGCUCAAAGGCAUAACGGAGCUGAAAGAAAGAAAGAUCUCCACUAUUCCUAACUCCCCACCUCAAACUCCGCCUUAUCGCGCAAUCAAAUCUCGAAUUCCCGUCCCGUCGAUUCCAGACCCCGUGUGUUCUGUGCCGCGCGCGUUUCGCAUUCGCGUCCUUUUUUUUUCCACGACUUUUCAUCCAUCUCUUCCUUUCGAGGCCCACAAUCCUCGAUUUGCCUUAAGCGGGGGUAUCUUGAUCGUCUUUCCUCCUCGCUUUGGAUCAAACAGGCAUAUUCCUUGCACGAUAUGA
Periconia digitata is the source of this 472-nucleotide messenger RNA. The record is from the annotation of a GenBank genome assembly. NCBI's taxonomy places the organism in Eukaryota, Fungi, Ascomycota, Dothideomycetes, Pleosporales, Periconiaceae.